AGCGACGAUGCCUUCUUCCAGACCUUGCGAGCUAAAUACUGCGAGAUGCGAGGGUUGUUUCGCCGCCUGUUCAGUUUCCGCGUGUAUCACCACUGCGAGUUUGCUCACGUCGACCGGAUCGGCGUCGACGCCUACGCCCCCGGCGACCUCCGACCAUCCUUUCCGGACCCGGGCGACGCGGCCUACGCCUUCGCGCCCAAGCCUCCAAAACCAAUCCCGCCGAUCAACGCGCACGAGUUCAACCGGCGCUUCUACGCGUGCCCGCGCACCGACCCCCACACCCAUUUCCUGCCCGGCGGCGGCAGCAGGCACGCCUGCGCGCGGUACGCGGGCGUGCGCGGCGCGCUGGACCGCAUCCCCAAGCGCCGGUCGCUGCUUAGCACGCGCGCGCUCGACCGCGAGGUCGUCUGGGGGCUGGUCGCCGUCGAGCGCCCGUCGUUGGCCAGGGUGUUUGCGUACCACGUGCUGGCGCUGGCCGGGCCGUUUGCGUUCUGGGUCCUGUGGCAGACGAAGCUGGGGCACAGCGACGACUGGCAGAAUGCGUCGAUCCCGUUCGCGGUCGUCUGUGUCUUGCUGUCCAUGUUC
Messenger RNA from Lasiosphaeria miniovina, 585 nucleotides. RefSeq lists its product as uncharacterized. The annotation marks the transcript as partial. Lineage: Eukaryota; Fungi; Ascomycota; Sordariomycetes; Sordariales; Lasiosphaeriaceae. The transcript is spliced from 2 exons. The record is from RefSeq and is a predicted model, not a curated record.